Nipponia nippon (crested ibis) is the source of this 2014-nucleotide messenger RNA. NCBI's taxonomy places the organism in Eukaryota, Metazoa, Chordata, Aves, Pelecaniformes, Threskiornithidae. The record is from RefSeq and is a predicted model, not a curated record.
AUGUCACCGGUGUUUCCCAUGUUAACAGUUCUGAGCAUGUUUUACUAUAUGUGCCUUCGGCGCCGAGCUAGGACAGCGACGAGAGGAGAAAUGAACAGCCGGAGGGCUAUUGAAUCAAACACCCGAGCCUUACCUAUCAAUGUUGAAAUAGUUCAGUAUGCCAAAGAAGUGUUGGAUUUCAGCUCUCACUACGGUAGUGAAAACAGCAUGUCAUAUACCAUGUGGAAUUUAGCAGGUAUUCCAAACGUGUACCCUAGUUCUGGUGACUUUACUCAGACUGCCGUCUUUCGAACUUACGGCACCUGGUGGGAUCGUUGCCCUAGUGCUCGGCUGCCGUUCAAGAGGACGCCACCCACCUUCUGUAGCCAGGACUAUGUGGAACUCGCUUUUGAGGAACCAGUUUAUCCCACUGCAGUGCACAUUCUGGAAACGUAUCAUCCUGGAGCUGUAGUCAGGAUUUUGGCAUGCUCUGCAAAUCCUUACUCACAAAAUCCACCAGCUGAAGUAAGAUGGGAAAUCCUUUGGUCCGAGGCACCUACAAAGGUGAAUGGUCCUCAGGCUCGGCAAUUCACACCUUGUAUCAAACAGAUAAACUUUCCCACAAACUUAAUCCGACUGGAAGUGAACAGCUCUCUUCUGGACUAUUACACUGAAUUGGAUGCAGUAGUACUACACGGUGUGAAAGAGAGACCUGUGCUUUCACUUAAGACUUCCAUGAUUGAUAUGAACGAUAUUGAUGAAGAUGAGGAUGAAGAAAAAUAUGGCUGUGGAAUGGACACCCUUAAUAAACAGUUCAGCAUUGUUACCCUCAGGGAAUGGCCGACAAACGGAUAUUUUGAUAAACUGCCUUAUGAGCUCAUCCAGUUGAUUUUGAGUCACCUUACAGUACCAGACCUGUGUAGACUAGCACAAACUUGUAAGCUACUAUACCAACAUUGCUGUGAUCCUCUACAGUACAUUCAUCUCAGUUUACAACCUUACUGGGCAAGGAUUAAUGACACAUCUCUGGAAUACCUACAGUCUCGCUGCACUCUCAUCCAGUGGCUGAAUUUAUCUUGGACUGGAAACAGGGGAGCCAUCUCUGUUUCUGGAUUUAGCAGGUUCUUGAAAGUUUGUGGCUCUGAACUAGUACGUCUUGAGUUGUCUUGUGGCCAUUUCCUCAAUGAAACAUGCUUGGAGGUCAUUACUGAAACGUGUCCAAAUCUUCAGGAAUUAAAUCUCUCAUCAUGUGAUAAAAUACCACCUCAGGCUUUCAACCACAUAGCCAAAGUGGGCAGCCUCAAGCGUCUCAUUCUCUACCGAACAAAAGUGGAGCAAACAGCCCUGCUCAGCAUUCUGAACUUCUGCUCGGAGCUGCAGCACCUCAGCCUGGGCAGCUGCGUCAUGAUUGAAGACUAUGAUCUUAUAGCAAGCAUGAUGGGAGCAAAAUGUAAAAAGCUUCGCAGUCUGGAUUUGUGGAGAUGUAAAAACAUAACUGAAAGUGGAAUAGCAGAAUUGGCUUCAGGCUGCCAGCUUUUGGAAGAACUUGAUCUUGGCUGGUGCCCUACGUUACAGAGCAGUACAGGCUGUUUCACAAACCUUGCACGUAAACUCCCGAACUUGCAAAAGCUCUUUCUUACGGCCAACAGGUCGGUGUGUGACACAGACAUUGAGGAGCUUGCUGCUAACUGUACGCGUUUACGGCAGCUGGAUAUAUUGGGGACGAGGAUGGUAAGCCCUGCAUCUUUAAGAAAAUUGCUGGAGUCUUGUAAAGAUCUUUCUUUACUCGAUGUGUCCUUCUGUUCGCAGAUUGAUAAUAGAGUUGUCCUAGAACUGAAUGCCAACUUUCCUAAUGUGUUCAUAAAAAAGAGUUUCACCCAGUGACUCACUACAUAUGCUGCUGUGGAAUUAAUUUGACAGAGUUGUUUCCUGUGAAUUUGUGCUGACUUUUUUUAAGAAGAAUAUAAAUCCCCUAUGAAAUAGUGGAAAGUAUUCAUUAUCUACACAAAUGGGUAAAAUACAUUUAAAUAUAUUA